CCGUUGAUAAGGCGGAGGGGGAGGGACGCGGCUGCGCCAGCGGCAUCGGCAGCGGCGGCGGGGCCGGCAGGGCAGGGCCGUGCUUGUCUCCGCCACCGCGGCCCGCGUCGCCAUGAGGUCGGCCUGGGCGCUCGCUCUGAGCUGCGCGCUGCUGCUGCUGGCCGCGUCCGUUAGCGCUGAGGAGGUGGAUGUGGAUGCAACGGUGGAGGAUGACUUGGGUAAAAGCAGGGAAGGGUCCCGGACCGACGAUGAAGUUGUUCAGAGAGAGGAAGAAGCUAUCCAGCUAGAUGGCCUAAAUGCAUCCCAGAUCAAAGAAAUCAGAGAAAAAUCUGAGAAGUUUGCAUUUCAAGCAGAAGUUAACAGGAUGAUGAAACUUAUCAUCAAUUCUUUAUAUAAAAAUAAAGAGAUUUUCCUGAGGGAGCUUAUUUCAAAUGCUUCGGAUGCUUUAGAUAAGAUACGGUUAAUAUCCUUGACUGAUGAAAAUGCUCUUGCUGGUAAUGAGGAGCUCACUGUCAAAAUCAAGUGUGACAAAGAGAAGAACAUGCUUCACGUUACAGAUACGGGUAUCGGCAUGACAAAAGAGGAGUUGAUUAAAAACCUGGGUACCAUUGCAAAGUCUGGUACAAGUGAAUUCUUAAAUAAGAUGACUGAAAUGCAGGAUGAUAGCCAGUCAACAUCUGAGUUAAUUGGCCAGUUUGGUGUUGGCUUUUAUUCUGCCUUCUUAGUAGCAGACAGAGUUAUUGUCACAUCAAAACACAACAAUGAUACCCAGCACAUUUGGGAAUCAGACUCAAAUGAAUUCUCUGUGAUUGAUGACCCAAGAGGAAACACUUUAGGACGUGGCACAACCAUAACCCUUGUCUUGAAGGAAGAAGCAUCUGAUUAUCUUGAGUUGGAUACUGUUAAAAACCUUGUCAAGAAAUACUCACAGUUCAUUAACUUCCCCAUAUAUGUGUGGAGCAGCAAGACAGAGACUGUUGAAGAACCUGUAGAAGAAGAGGAAGCAAAAGAGAAAGAAGAAACAGAUGAUGAUGAAGCUGCAGUGGAAGAAGAAGAGGAGGAGAAGAAACCAAAAACAAAGAAGGUUGAAAAGACUGUCUGGGAUUGGGAGCUCAUGAAUGACAUAAAACCAAUCUGGCAGAGACCAUCUAAAGAAGUUGAAGAAGAUGAAUACAAAGCUUUUUACAAAACCUUUUCCAAGGAACAUGAUGAUCCAAUGGCUUACAUCCACUUUACUGCUGAAGGGGAAGUCACUUUCAAAUCGAUCUUGUUUGUUCCUAAUUCUGCUCCACGUGGCUUGUUUGAUGAAUACGGAUCUAAAAAAAGCGAUUUCAUUAAGCUGUAUGUUCGAAGAGUGUUCAUCACUGAUGACUUCCAUGACAUGAUGCCCAAAUAUCUUAACUUCGUUAAAGGUGUUGUGGAUUCUGAUGAUCUUCCUUUGAAUGUAUCUCGUGAAACACUUCAGCAGCAUAAAUUGUUAAAGGUGAUCAGAAAGAAACUCGUUCGUAAAACUCUUGAUAUGAUCAAGAAAAUUGCAGAGGAAAAAUACAAUGACACCUUCUGGAAAGAGUUUGGUACUAAUGUCAAGCUUGGAGUUAUUGAGGAUCACUCCAAUCGUACACGACUGGCUAAACUUCUUCGCUUCCAGUCCUCUCAUCAUGAAAGUAACCUUACAAGUCUUGACCAGUAUGUGGAAAGAAUGAAAGAAAAACAAGACAAAAUAUAUUUCAUGGCAGGUGCCAGCAGAAAGGAGGCUGAGUCCUCACCGUUUGUUGAACGUCUUCUGAAAAAGGGCUACGAAGUGAUCUACCUGACUGAACCUGUAGAUGAAUACUGUAUUCAAGCUCUGCCAGAAUUUGAUGGCAAGAGGUUUCAGAACGUAGCAAAAGAAGGCGUUAAGUUUGAAGAAAGUGAAAAAUCUAAGGAGAGUCGAGAAGCCUUGGAAAAGGAAUUUGAACCACUCUUGAACUGGAUGAAAGACAAAGCUCUGAAGGACAAGAUUGAAAAAGCUGUGCUCUCUCAACGUUUAACCCAGUCUCCGUGUGCACUUGUGGCUAGUCAGUAUGGAUGGUCUGGUAACAUGGAAAGAAUCAUGAAGGCUCAAGCUUACCAAACUGGGAAGGACAUAUCUACAAAUUACUAUGCUAGCCAAAAGAAGACAUUUGAAAUAAACCCCAGGCAUCCACUGAUCAAAGACAUGCUGAGGCGAGUCAAGGAAAAUGAAGAUGACAAAACAGUUUCAGAUCUUGCAGUGGUACUGUUUGAAACUGCAACUUUGAGAUCAGGAUAUAUGUUACCAGACACCAAAGAAUAUGGAGACAGAAUAGAAAGGAUGCUUCGUUUGAGUUUAAACAUUGACCUGGAUGCAAAGGUGGAGGAAGAACCUGAAGAGCCUGAAGAUGCAGCUGAGGAGGCAGAGCAAGAAGAAGAAGAGGUGGAUGCUGAUGCUGAAGACAGUGAAACACAGAAGGAAUCCACAGAUGUGAAAGAUGAACUGUAAACUGCACUUGCCUACCAUCCUGCAUUGGGGGGCUAGGAAGGGAUGUGAAUUAGGUUUUGUUUUUUUCCACUGUAAAAGGUUGAGGGAUGGUGUGGGGGUUAAGGGCAGAGGAGAUUUUUUUUAAGUUGACUUUUCUAAAACAUUCCUCAUGAAUGUAAAUUUGUAUUAUUUAACUGACUUGGUGUAAAAUCUUGUCAUGUACAAAAUAAAAUGUUCCCAAACACCAGUAACUCUAAAUUUUACACAGUAAGCUCAGCUCAUCUUAAAGAAUUAAAGGGGUUGUCUUGAGUGUUCAGGUCCUUUGUCCAACAGGGAAUUUGCUGUCCUGAGGUUGUUCCACACUGGUACAGCCGCACAGUCAAAAACAUAUGCUUAAGGCUGGAUUUUGUGUUAACAGAUGUGCUGUGCUCUUCAAUCCCGAGUAUACCUGGCAUCUAAGGGUUCUACUGAAACUUCUUUGUGUGGAAUAAGUAUUCAGGAAAUUAUAUAGUACUGACAUCUUAAAGAUGAGAGGGCAUUUAAAAAAUAAGUGUUGGAAUUGAAAGUCCUGCUGGCUUGAGUGGAAAGGCAAUGUUUAAAAAAAAAAAUUGGGUUUGUAGCAGGCUUUCUGAAAUAUGCUUAAAAUACAGGGGCACUGGAUGUGACUUUAUUGCACUUUACAGAACAGGCAGUGGUAGCUAUUGCAGCUGAGAUGAGCAAAAGCUUGUCCUUUCAUUAAAAGGUUGAAGAAUAGCUGGAAGCAAUUUACUCUCUGGGAGCCUAUCCUCAUCCUCCACUGUCUUUAACCCUGCCUUUAACUCAGGUAGCUUUCCCAACAGCUGCAGUAGUCCUUUCUCCAUUUUUUUCAUGUGGAAGCUCUUUGCUGUUACAGUUCCUCUUUAAUGCUGUUAUUUCUGAACUUUUUAGCUCUUGUUCUGUGUCCGUACUGUGACAAAUCACUGUACCUACUUAAGCUAAUUCAAGCCGCAUCUGUUGAUACCAAAUGGAAUACUGUGUAAUGUAGAGAAGUUGGACACACCACUGUCUCUUCUACUUCCUGCAUUAGUUUUGUGGUUGCAUGAAGCACUGUUUUCUCACUAGUGCCUCUACUUCUGAAACAAAUUUUCACAGAGUUGGCAGGAAAGGUUUACAUUGAUUCUUCAUUUGCCUUCUGUGAAAGUACAUAGAGUUGUUGUCUAAGUACUGUUCCUAUUUGAGAACCACUCUUGUUAACUAGGCAGGCAAAAGAGUAGACUUCAAAUCUUAUGAUCUUAGGUGAAAUCACCUAUAAUUAGGUGAAGACACAUAAACACAGAGGUGAAAAGCUUGUGUUCCUGUUUACUUUUACUAGCCUGUGUUGCCCAAAUACUUAAUUAGGGUUUAUUUGUGGGUGUAGAGUUUAUUAAAGUAUGCUGUUUAAGACUGCCUGGAAAAGGAGCUUAAUUGGGGUAGGGGUUCACUGCUGAAGCAUCUUUAAUACAGAAAGUUGAGUUAGGAGUGGUCCAACUCUUGAGUUGUUUAGCAGGUAGCAGUAUCAGCUGUAAUAGCAGCAGUCCUUUGUUAGUAAGUUCUUGAAUAGGGCAAAAGCACCAUUUUUAAGGCAUGUGUUUUGUAGCAAUUAACUACUACUAAGGUUUUCAUUUAAUAUUUCCUUAACUUGCAGUGUUCCAGGUUCACUAUAUAAAGCUUGAAAUAUGAAGUAAAUCCUUUAAUGCAUUAAAAGUACGCAUGCCCGUCUUACCUAUGCUUGACCAGCCUGAGUAGCAGGCGUGGCUUAGGCCCACUGUCUGGUUUUGCAGCUCAGAAACCUGGUAGGAAUGUUACUGGAGGGUGUAGGCUUGUUUCCUGUGCAAUCCUUUUCUGUUUAUUCCUUACAGACUUUAAACCACCUUUUGCUCUGUUCCAUGGCUGGAGUUCUGAAGGCAUUGAUUGGUUACAGGAUGCCCUGUCUGCUUCAGUGUCAAAAAUAAAGAGCACACUUUGGA
Molecule: messenger RNA, 4464 nt
Organism: Anas platyrhynchos (mallard)
Lineage: Eukaryota; Metazoa; Chordata; Aves; Anseriformes; Anatidae
Gene: HSP90B1
Product: heat shock protein 90 beta family member 1
Biological process (GO): protein folding
Molecular function (GO): ATP binding; ATP-dependent protein folding chaperone; ATP hydrolysis activity
Source: RefSeq, a predicted model, not a curated record